Molecule: messenger RNA, 1578 nt
Organism: Lasiosphaeria miniovina
Lineage: Eukaryota; Fungi; Ascomycota; Sordariomycetes; Sordariales; Lasiosphaeriaceae
Product: kinase-like domain-containing protein
Exons: 2
Coding region: 1-1578 (525 amino acids)
Biological process (GO): peptidyl-threonine phosphorylation; peptidyl-serine phosphorylation
Molecular function (GO): protein serine/threonine kinase activity; ATP binding
Source: RefSeq, a predicted model, not a curated record
AUGGAAUCCUUAUUCAGACGGCUAGACAAAGAGAAGCUACCCCCCGCUAACGCUCGCUCCUCACUUGACAACAGGAAAUUCGUACCCUUUAGUGUGUUGAAGAAGCUCAUAACCGAAGAAAAUGUCAGAAUCGAACUCGCCAGAGACGAGGGGCAGAUCUCUAGGCUCGUUGGGUGGUUCAACCCACCAAUCGCCCCAACUUGGGUUCCCGUGCAUGCCCCAAAGAUUUUCGCUGCUCUUGUCCUCAUGGGCAGAUCCCAAGGUAUAAACAACCUCCUCAACGAAAAUCUAACAGAUGAGCACCUUCCACUUUCUCGUGAUCCUCAGGAUUCAACAACCGAAUUCUGCGAAUCCCAUGAUAAGUCCCAGUUUUGGCUGAGGGGGCUUGGCGAGGGAACGGUCAGCAAGCUGGUAGAUGAAUACCAGUUUAUCUUUCAAGCCCCUGUUCUAGAUACAAAGGGCCGGCUCGUCUCUAUCAGCGAACAAUGUCCCUUGCCGUUCGUCACCUCCAGUGUCGAGAGUCGCGGGGGUGCCGGCAUUGUUCACAAAGCAACAAUACACCCUGAUCAUCAGAUAGGAUUUGAGGCCGAGACAGAUGACCGGAAUGUCGCCGUAAAGGAGUUUCUACAUAAGGAUGACUUCGAGAAAGAACACCGCAUACUGGAGCAGCUCGAAGGCUUAAGACACCCCAACAUCAUCCGUCACUUUGCCAGCAUUGACAGGAUGAACACCCGCUACGGAUACAUCAUCUUCCCCUGGGUCGAUGGCGGCAACCUCCAGGAGUUUUGGACAACCGAGCCUGAAACCUCCCAGGCGCGUGUUUUAUGGGCACUCCAACAAAUGUCCGGGCUUACCGAGGCCCUGCACCUGCUCCACGAUCGAUUCAAUUGCCGCCACGGCGACAUCAAGCCCCUUAACAUCCUCUGCGUCAAAGAGGUACGGACUACCAGACAAUGCGACCCCGUCCUGAAGAUUGCAGACUUCGGGAUCUCGAGCAUCCACGAAUGGCCUACCGUCUACAGAAAGGCUGCGACAUUCGCCACCCAUCUGACGCCUUCCUACCAGGGCCCCGAGGUAGAGUUCGAGGGCCUCGACAAGCACUCCCCACGGCCCAGGUCCCGCAAGUACGACAUCUGGUCACUCGGCUGUGUCUUCCUCGAGUUCACUCUCUGGCUCCUGUACGGACCCGACGCCAUCAUCAAAUUUGCCGAAGCCAGGGGGGCCUCCUCCUCCUCGAGGGAGGCUUCUCCUCCCAUGUACGAAGUCACGGACAAGAAAGCCAAAGUUGCCGUGGUGCACCAGCUGGUGACUAAGACGAUCAAGUAUCUCGAGCGCGAUCCUCGGUGCGAGGGAGACACGGCACUUGCGGCGUUGCUCGAUCUUAUUAGGGGCAAGAUGAUCAAGCCAAAGGUGGAUGAUCGGCCCUGGGCUCUAGAGGUGGUCGAAGGGCUCAACGCCAUUAUCGCUGAAGCGGACGAGGAGAAGAAGGGCUCGGGGUAUUUGCUACGCGUCUGCAGUGGCCAGGAUAUCGCACCGCCUAAUUUCGAGCCCUUUACCGGACUUGACGCUGGUUCAUAG